Molecule: messenger RNA, 2510 nt
Organism: Prosopis cineraria
Lineage: Eukaryota; Viridiplantae; Streptophyta; Magnoliopsida; Fabales; Fabaceae
Product: alkaline/neutral invertase A, mitochondrial-like
Exons: 6
Coding region: 310-2265 (651 amino acids)
Biological process (GO): sucrose catabolic process
Cellular component (GO): mitochondrion
Molecular function (GO): endo-alpha-N-acetylgalactosaminidase activity; sucrose alpha-glucosidase activity
Source: RefSeq, a predicted model, not a curated record
GGCCUCAGGCGCCUUGCUUUCCGAGAGAUUUUUUACCUCUUCUCGCAAACGCAGAACAGAACCGCCUGAAUAUGUCGUCACCCUUCUUCCACGUGAACGAUUUAUUUCUCCAAUAUCUCAUCUCAUCAGGCUUCCGGUUAUGGCUGGAAAUAGUCUCGCCUUUUGAAAGGAAGAUUUCCAAUGCUCCUUCAAUUUGUAAUACCUCCCUAACAUCUUUGGAAAUCGCAAUCGUUCUCUUUGCAUUGUUAACAGGGCUCGGAUUUGGUUCCUUUUUCAAUUUCCUCGUUGCAAUUAAACAUAGUCGGCCUCAUGAGCCAUUUUAUCAUGAAAACCUCCCGUAGGAUUCUCCUUCAUUACCGGAAUUUAUCUUCUUUCGGUUUCCUACCGUCAAAGAUGCACCACGCCGCGACCAGCAAUUCGUCGAAAGUUCUUAUCAAUUUGGAUCGCUGCAGUGACUACCCCUUUCGAAUGAUUAAUUAUAACCAGAAAGCUUCUUGCUUGCAUUUUUUAAAUUCUGGCCAUUCGAGGGCAAUUUUAGGGUUCUUCAAUUUAAGUGCAUCCGAGGUUCGCGGUUUCUCAACUUCAACUAAAACCUGUGUGAGUGAAAAUAAUUUUGAGAGGAUUUAUGUCCAGGGAGGUAUAAAUGUGAAACCAUUAGUGGUGGAAAGAAUAGAUAGAGAGGAGAAUAUUUUAGAAGAUCAAGAAUCUAGGUUAAAAGUUGGUAGUGAAGAUGAGAUCAUAGAGAAGCCAGGAGGUUUAAAUGUACCUAAGGAUGUGAGUUCGAAGACUACAGUGGAGGAAACAGAUGCCGAAAAAGAGGCAUGGAAAUUAUUGCAGGAUGCAGUUGUGACAUAUUGUGGCAAUCCCGUGGGGACGGUGGCAGCGACUGACUCUGGUGACAAGCAACCAUUGAACUAUGAUCAGGUCUUUCUUCGGGACUUCAUUCCUUCUGCACUUGCUUUUUUGCUUCGGGGAGAAAAAGAGAUUGUCAAGAACUUUCUCCUUCACACCUUGCAAUUGCAGAGUUGGGAGAAAACCGUGGAUUGUUAUAGUCCUGGGCAGGGCUUGAUGCCUGCUAGUUUCAAAGUUAGAACCGUGCCUCUUGAUGAAGAGAAGUAUGAAGAAGUUUUAGAUCCUGAUUUUGGGGAAUCAGCUAUUGGUCGUGUUGCUCCUGUAGAUUCAGGGUUGUGGUGGAUCAUCUUGUUGCGGGCUUAUGGGAAACUCACUGGUGACUACAGUUUGCAAGAAAGGGUCGAUGUUCAAACAGGCUUGAAAAUGAUCCUUAACUUGUGUUUGACUGAUGGUUUUGAUAUGUUUCCUUCUCUGUUAGUCACAGAUGGUUCUUGCAUGAUAGACAGGAGAAUGGGCAUUCAUGGCCACCCGCUUGAGAUUCAAGCACUAUUCUACUCGGCACUUCGCUGCUCCCGUGAGAUGCUUGCCAUAGAUGAUGGAUCCAAGAAUUUGGUGAGGGCUAUUAACAAUAGACUAAGUGCCCUGUCAUUCCACAUUAGAGAAUACUAUUGGGUGGAUAUGAAAAAGGUGAAUGAGAUAUACAGGUAUAAAACAGAAGAAUACUCCAUGGAUGCCAUUAACAAGUUCAAUAUAUAUCCAGAUCAAAUUCCUUCAUGGCUAAUGGAUUGGAUUCCAGAGGCAGGCGGGUAUUUGAUUGGCAACCUGCAGCCAGCUCACAUGGAUUUCAGGUUUUUUAUGCUUGGCAAUCUAUGGUCUAUUGUGUCUUCUUUGGGUACCCCAAAACAAAAUGAGUCUAUUUUAAAUCUGAUAGAAAUGAAAUGGGAUGAUCUUGUGGGGCAUAUGCCUCUUAAGAUAUGUUAUCCUGCCUUGGAGUCUGAAGAAUGGCGCAUAACAACUGGCAGUGACCCAAAAAACACGCCUUGGUCAUAUCACAAUGGUGGAUCUUGGCCAACAUUGCUUUGGCAGUUCACGCUGGCAUGCAUCAAGAUGGGGAGGGUAAAACUGGCUCAGAAAGCGGUUGCUUUGGCUGAAAAAAGACUGCCACGAGAUUCUUGGCCUGAAUAUUAUGACACCCGUACUGGAAAAUUUAUCGGAAAACAAGCACGGCUUUAUCAAACAUGGACAAUAGCUGGGUUCCUUUCAUCCAAAGUGCUCUUGAGGAAUCCUGAAAUGGCAUGCUUACUAUUCUGGGAGGAGGACUACGAAAUUCUUGAGCUAUGUGCUUGUGCACUUAACAAGAGUGGCAGAAAAAAAUGCUCCCGUGUUGCUGCCAAGUCUCAGAUUAUGGUGUGAUUAGGCUUUGCAUUUUUUAACUGUGAAGGAAGAAUGCCUCGUGUACACUAACAAAGUCAAGGGUAUACCAAUAGUUUAUACGACACAGUGCAAAUUGAAUUUUGAAAUUAGCCAUUUAUUAUACCUUGCUGUAAUUGCGUUUAUGAAAGUUUUCUUUUUAGUAGGUGAGGGGUUUUUCCUUAUUUGUAUGUAAAUUAACUCAUGUUUAUAUAAGUUAUUCUCAUUGUUUACCUCGAUAGUUUUAA